Molecule: messenger RNA, 2195 nt
Organism: Cryptomeria japonica (Japanese cedar)
Lineage: Eukaryota; Viridiplantae; Streptophyta; Pinopsida; Cupressales; Cupressaceae
Product: U-box domain-containing protein 33-like
Exons: 7
Coding region: 1-1908 (635 amino acids)
Biological process (GO): protein ubiquitination; protein phosphorylation
Molecular function (GO): ATP binding; ubiquitin-protein transferase activity; protein kinase activity
Source: RefSeq, a predicted model, not a curated record
AUGUGCCUUAUCAAAUCCGUGAAUGUCCAACAGGUGAAAGCAGAUACUUUGAUUGUUUCCAACCUUGAUGUUUCCAAAGGAAUUGUUGAAGAAGUUUGGAAGAGGGGUAUCACGAAACUUGUCAUCGGCACAACGUCAACACGCGGUGGCCUGUCUAAAAGGCUGAAGAUUCAAGGGCCAGGAAAAGCAGAUUACGUCCGAAAGCACGCGAUCAACACUUGUGACAUCUUUAUCGUAUGUAAGGAAAAUCUUGUGUCAGAGGGAAAAGGUUGUUCUGUUGAAAAUGAUGAUUUUAGCCGAUCUUUCUCUUUGGAUCCAAACCCCGAACAAUGCUUGAGAAUCUCCAGUGAAGCUUCCCCUGAUUUUCCAGUGGACGGAGAUUCUACGGCAGCUUCGUCAGAAGAUGCGAAUGAUGUCCUAUCUGAGCCUCAAUUAUCUCCAGCAAAAAGAGAAUUGGAAAGGGAAACCAUAAGACGUAUGGAAGCAGAGGCGGCUGCACUGAAAUCUCAUUGCAAGCUUAAAGAAUACGAAGCCGCCUUAGAAGAAGCAGUGAAAGAGAAAGAAACCGCGAUCUUAGAAUCAAAACUUAAAGAAGACGAGUGGAUAUCUCUGCUCAACCGAUUUUCAAUUGAACGAGACGAUGCUUUCCAGCAACUCGAAGCGACACAGAAGAAGCUCGCAGCGGUGGAGAAACAAAACUACCGCAUUUUGCAAGAAAAGGAGGCUGAAAUUAAGAAGCUUCAAGACUGUUUGCGUUCUGGGCCUCGAAUCGAAACGUCAUCCACUUCUUAUGCCCUUCAAAUCAAGGAAUAUUCCUUCGACGAAAUUAAAGCGGCAACCUGCAAUUUAUCUGAAAGUUUAAGACUCAAAGUCGGUGGCUAUGGCAACAUUUACAGAGGCGCAAUAGGACAAACAACGGUUACAGUUAAAACCCUCAGGGAGGACAGUUUACAGGGCUGGCAGGAGAUCCGACGCGAGGUCAAUAUUUUAAAAGGUAUCCAGUAUCCGAAUUUGGUGACGAUCUUAGGAACCUGUUUCGAGCGAGGUUGUAUAAUGUAUGAGUAUAUGCCCCACGGAUGCCUGACAGAUCGUCUGAGCGGCAAAACCGGCACUUCACCGCUCUCUUGGCAGGAAAGAACGCGAAUUACCAUGGAAAUUUGCUCUGCUUUACACUUCUUACACGGUUUAAAGCCGGAUCCAAUCGUCCACCGCGACCUUAAGCCCGAAAAUAUACUCCUCGACGAGAAUGAUGUAAGUAAAAUCACUAACUUUGGUCUCGCUCGUCGUCUACCAGAAGUUGUACAGGGAGAACCAGAGCCAAGACGUACAUAUUUGUAUAUGGAUCCAGAGUACAUGGGCAGCGGCAAAUACACAACCAAAUCCGAUGUAUACAGCCUAGGAAUGAUCAUCCUUCAGCUUCUUACAGGGAAAUCAGCGCUGGGACUGGUAAAUGAGGUAAAAAGUGCGCUUGGUAGUGGAGAAUUGAAACAGAUUUUGGACCCUUCAGCAGGUGAAUGGCCUUUUGCGCACGCUACUCAAGUGGCUGAACUUGGAUUACUUUGCACGGAACAAGUAAGCGAGAAGAGGCCGGACCUUGAGCCAGCUGUGAUGAAAAUGAUGGAUAAGCUUCGAAGCUUUAAAAUCGCUGAAACUGACGCCGCCAGGCCUCGCACAGUUCAGGUUACAGAUGUUCCGAGUUGCUUCUUCUGUCCAAUAACUAAGGAUAUUAUGCAGUAUCCUUGUGUUGCGGCAGACGGGUUUACAUAUGAAAAGGAGACCAUCAAAGAAUGGUUUUGUCGAGGACACGACACAUCGCCCAUGACAAAUGUAAAGCUUGAGCAUACGAGUCUGAUAUCUAACCAUUCGUUGAGAUCAGCCAUUCUACAGUGGCAAGAAAGACACAUUUAACUUUAAAAUCUGAUGAAAUUUCUUUCAAUUUAGGGUUAUUACUGUUGAUAUACAUUCAGUUUAACUGUAAAUUUUGGUGGGAGAAAUAUCUGUUGUAUAGACGAAAUGUAAAAUUAUUGACACUCCUUCGGAUUUUGUUCCUGACUACGUCUCUUGGCGUCUGUCCUACAUAAUUCUGCAAGGAAAGUUAUUACAGUUUUAGGGCUAAAUAUGUCUAGUAAUGUCCUUUUGAUCUCUUCUGCUGUAUGUAUGCUGGAGUUUGUCCCUUGUUGCUAAGAGGUCGACUG